GAAGGAAGGAAGGAAAGGGAAGGGAAGGGAGACACGCUGCUCUCCGAGAUCUGCGCUCCCGUCGGGCUCCCGGAGUCCCACAGCCGGGAGCGCCCGGCUGGCACGGCGUCCCCUCCCUCGCGCGCCACAAGUGGGCGCUGGGGCUCCAGGCGGCCCCUUGCGCCCCGCGGGCACGGCGGUCCUGGAUAAGCCUUUGGGGGCCGGGGCCGGGGCCGGGUGCGGGCCGCGGGGAGCUGCGGGGCCUCUGGAAGGGGCGGGCUCGCUGCAGCCGGGAAGCCCGGAGCCGCCCAGGAAUCUUGGCUCGGCCCGCGCUGUUUCCUCCCCGCCCGCCCGCCCGGCGCGAUCCCGGACAGACGCCCGCUCGCCCCGCACCAUGCGCCCGCUGCUCUGCGCGCUGGCCGGGCUCGCUCUGCUCCGCGCCGGUCAACCAGCCUGGUGCUUUCGCAGGGCCUGUGGGUCCCACACAGCUGCCAGCUGUCACACCGGGCAGUGCUCCUCCACCCGUGGCCACCGUCCAGGCGCCCAUCAGGCCCAGGCAGGAGCCAGGCCAGAGAAAGCAGCCCAGCAUCCGGGAAGUUCUCACUUCAGAUCCUUGAUGGGAUGCUGGGAUCCACCUCCCUCCUCCUUCCUCUGUCCUGCACACUGCUAUACUCCAACAUCUGGACAGCAAAGCUCAGAGAGGCUCUUUCUCUGCUGCUCACCAUCUUCCCCUGCGGAGCCCCUCAGCGCCUCCCAAGGAGACCCUGCUUGGAGCGCAGGCUGUGACAGACUUGUGGCUGUCCAAAGCCGUUUAGAGGUCAUGGAGGAGACGGUGGAGAAGACCGCAGAGCACCUGGAGGCCCAGGUGAAAAGCCUGCUGGAGCUGCUGGAGGAGCUGUCCUGGAACCUGCCGGCGGUGCCCUUCAGCCCGGCCCCUGACCUCCUCGCGGACGGUGAGUGGCUGAGCACAGAGCACAGCCCCUGCGCCUGUCACCCGGAAGGCCUCGCCCAGCCCUUCCUUUGCUGGAGAAGCCCUCUCCGCUCCGUCUCCUUCCACCUCCCUUCCCUGGACGCCCCUCCUGCUGCACCCGAAACUCCCUCGGGGACGAUGGCGCCCCCUGGUGGGCACCGGUGAGGUUGUCCCCUGCUCCCUCCCUGUGCCUCUUUUCCCUACAUGGCACCUCCCAAGGGGGGUGGGGAGGAGCCAGGAGGGAGCUUCCGUGCCCCCGGGGGUGAGGAGGCUUCGCUACCCCCAGAUGCCCGCGCGGGGUCACCCCUUCCAGACCACUUCUGAGCACCGAGGUGGGCGAGCCCAGCUGCUGGAGGUGAUGCCCGCUGCACAGCACCCCUCUGAGGACAGAGUCGCACCUUCCUUCCCCUCCUUUGCCUGAAAUAAAAGUUACUCCUCCAGCCCCCUGUCUGCUGACAGAAUCACCCCGUAACCGCAGCCCUCCUCCCUCCGCUCCCCGCCCUGAGGCCCCAUCCCCCUCUGCACUGAGAUCCACGCCCCUGGCCAUCGGGGCUUCAGCCUUCUUUUUAUAGAGGCAGGCUGGGCAGGGGUCAUCCAGAGGCCGGGCACUGUGGGCAGAAUCUUAAGGGGACACGGCCUUGCUACUUACUGAGGCCGGGGCCGCAGAGGAGCAACAGCCCCACCUGGACGCUUGUCGCAAACGCAGGCUCUUGGGACCCUCCCCGGCCUCCUGAAUCCCAAUCUGCACUUUGAUGUGGUCUCCAGCGGUCCGCGUGCCCAUUCACCGUCCUCCCCACCCACCUCUCACCCCCGGUGCUGGGGACCGAGUUCCCCUCUCUCCUGAGCUAUAUCCCCAGCCCCCUUUUAAAAAUUCCUAUUGCAAUAACGUUCCCAUAACAAAUUCCCCAAUUUUAGCCAUUUAAAACUACAAAUUCAGUGGCUCCCAGUGCUUUCAUAAUAUUGAAUUCCAAAACAUUUUUAUCAACCGAAAAAGAAACCAUGGGCCAGUUAAGCGGUCACUUCCUGUAUCACAUGCCACCACCUCUGGAAUCCACAAGCCUUUCUGUUUGGAUGGACUUGCCUAUCCAGGACACUUUAUAUAAAUGAAACCAUACAAAACAUGG
This is a messenger RNA of Chinchilla lanigera (long-tailed chinchilla), 2073 nucleotides long. RefSeq names its product placenta-specific 9 (gene Plac9). The coding region runs from base 374 to 1114 and encodes 246 amino acids. Lineage: Eukaryota; Metazoa; Chordata; Mammalia; Rodentia; Chinchillidae. The record is from RefSeq and is a predicted model, not a curated record. The transcript is spliced from 5 exons.